AUGCCUACAUAUCGGUUCCUCCACAGACCAAGUGUUCAGGCGUGGUUUGACGAGUUUUACGCUACGCUUGGCAUCAUGCAUGAUAUACAGAACGCCCCAGCAAAGAUCGCUGUGUUGUUCAUGGUCUUUUCAAUAGGAAGUGUCUAUAUGCCUGAUAAUGACCGACCUGGCCCACUAGACUUGAGUGCUCAAUAUUUCCUCGCGGCUGAGCAUCAACUGCGGAAGGAAAAGGGUUCGAUACGUCUGACCAGCGUUCAGGCACGUCUGGCUCAGUGCUGCUAUCUACUAACCCAAUCUCGCAUUAAUCACUGCUGGAGUUUGUUUGGCACCGUGUCACAUCUCGCACUAGCUAUUGGCCUCAACAGGAAUAGAUACCAGCAGGAUCUGUCGCGAGGCUUGGGCCGAAUUGAAGUUGAGUGCCGCCGACGGACUUUCUGGUGUGCCUACACAUUGGACGCAUACCUGAGCGCUGCUUUGGGUAGACCUAGGUCAUUCCAUGACGAUGAUAUUGACGCAGAGCUUCCUGCAUGUGUCGACGACGCUUAUUUGACGAAUGACUUAAUGAUCACGCCUGUUGCUGUUAGUAAAGGUCCAUCUACAAUGCUGGCACCAUUGGGACACAUGAAAAUCGCUCGUAUCAUAAGCCACAUACUACGGGAUCUGUAUUCGGUUAAGCCGGUUUCCGCUGAGCAACGACUGGCUGCUAUGAAAAGUAUUUCAAGUGAUCUUGGUGACUGGCGUGCCGAGUUUUCGCGAUUCCUCGACGUCGACCUUUUCAGUGCCUCACUGUUAGUGUCCAUCUUUCAGCGGCAGAGAAACGUGCUCAAUUUGACAUAUUGGCACGCAAUUAUCCUGACUCAUCGGUCAUUUGUUUUGAGCAAUUUCGCUGGACUCCUGCGGCAAAACGACAGCUCUGUCAAAAACAACCAGCACGUCAAGGACAGCGUAGAAAAGUGUAUAGAUGCAGCCACAAAGACAGUUAAUACUAUUGAAGACAUGGCGCAGCAAAAUCAACUCUUCCGCUCACUUUGGAUAACGUCAUAUUUCGCGUUCAACGCCAGCAUCAUAUUGUAUAUUUACGCAAUUCAACACCGAGACUGCCCGCCGGAAGAGUAUGCCGACCAAUUUGAGGCCGCAGAGAGGUGCCAACGCCACAUCUCAGCCAUUGCAGAAAAGGGGUCAUUAUCAGAGCGGUAUUGGCUUGUACUGGAAGAACUUCGUGUAGAAGUAUUGCACCAAACGGGGCGCAAUAAUCAAAUUUCUUCCGGUUCAGAUAACGGAGAUGCCUCUGUAGGCGUAGAUGAACAUGGGAGUGCCGCUAUGUACUCGGACCUGGCCGCAUCUGGUACUGUUGGCGGACCAGACGCAACAGUACAUGACUUUCCAAUAUCCGAUUACUCUGGCUGGGGAAAUUUUACCUCCAUGGUCUCUUCUGGUUUGAGCAACCUGGAUGUGCUACUCGGUGACGACUUUAGCCUUCCAGGGUGA
Pochonia chlamydosporia 170 is the source of this 1488-nucleotide messenger RNA. RefSeq names its product Zn(2)Cys(6) transcription factor. Gene Ontology annotation, biological process: positive regulation of transcription by RNA polymerase II; DNA-templated transcription. Gene Ontology annotation, molecular function: zinc ion binding; sequence-specific DNA binding. Bases 1 to 1488 code for a protein of 495 amino acids. Gene Ontology annotation, cellular component: nucleus. Lineage: Eukaryota; Fungi; Ascomycota; Sordariomycetes; Hypocreales; Clavicipitaceae. The transcript has 4 exons. The record is from RefSeq and is a predicted model, not a curated record.